Messenger RNA from Eleginops maclovinus (Patagonian blennie), 1876 nucleotides. It is a transcript of the gene parp12b, whose product is annotated as poly (ADP-ribose) polymerase family, member 12b. NCBI's taxonomy places the organism in Eukaryota, Metazoa, Chordata, Actinopteri, Perciformes, Eleginopidae. The transcript is spliced from 8 exons. Bases 63 to 1493 code for a protein of 476 amino acids. The record is from RefSeq and is a predicted model, not a curated record. Gene Ontology annotation, molecular function: NAD+ poly-ADP-ribosyltransferase activity; NAD+-protein mono-ADP-ribosyltransferase activity; zinc ion binding. Gene Ontology annotation, cellular component: nucleus.
AGGUACCUGUCCCCCCUCUGGAGAAUCAGAGCAGUGAGAGGAGGACAGGCUGCAGGAGAAACAUGAGAACCAGGAGGAGAACAAGAAUUAGGAGAGCCAGAGAACCAGAACAAGGAGAACCAGAACCAGAGAACCAGAGCCAGGAGAACCAGGCUCUUCAGUCCCCCCACCCUCCCCUCGGGAUGCUGGUCCAGGUGUCCACGAGCCUCCUGUGCAGCAGCGGGGGGUCCCUGCCUCUGCUGGAUCUUCACCAGAUGCUGCUGCAGCGCUGCCGGAUCACAGAAGAACAGUUCUGCUCCAUGGUGCAGCAGUGCCCCCGCUUCCUGCUGGACCGCGGACCCGGGCCGGCUGGGCGGCUGCGGGCGGAGGACUGCUCGGUUCUGGCCCGGACCUCGCUGCGCCUCUGUACGCUAUACCCGCGUGGGGGGUGCUCCGAGUCUGAAUCAGGCCGCUGCCCGAACCUCCACCUCUGCAAGUACUUCCUGUUGGGAACCUGCAGGUUCGGGAAGGGAAGGAGGGCGUGCAGGCUGUCACAUGACCUGCGGUCGGGUCAUAACGCCGAGGCGCUGCGUGGCUGCAUGCUGCAGGAGCUGCAGGAGGAGCAGCUGAUGGUGCUGAUGGUGCAGAACGACCCCGCCCUGCUGCCCGAGGUGUGUGUGCACUAUAACAAAGGCGGAUGCAGCUUCCAGGAAGACUGCACCAAGCUGCACCUGUGUCAGCACUUCCUGCGGGGGGGUUGCAGGUUCGGGUCGGAGUGCACCCGGCAGCACGGCAUCGACCCGCCAGGCCGCCGCCUGCUGGAGGAGCGAGGACUCAGCGAGGAAACCAUCCAACAGCUGCCCCUCACCUACAGGAACAUCCAUGUCCUGACCACUGCAGAGAAACCUCCGGACCUUUCUGUUGGAGAUGUCGGCGAGACGGAGGAGAAGACGGAGAUCUGUCUGCACUUCCUCAGGAACAGAUGCAGGUUCCAGAACGGGUGUCGCCGGGUUCACUUCCCGCUGCCCUACAGGUGGGAGGCGUUUGAUGGCCGCACCUGGACAGACCUGCAGGACAUGGAGGACAUCGAGAGAGAUUUCCACGACCUGUUUAACGCUCAGAGCCUCGGAGCACAGCCCGUCGACUUCCUGCAGAUGAUCCGGGGACCGCAGCCCGUCCGCCGGCUCUCCACCGCCUCCUCCGUCACAAAGCCGCCGCACUACACCCUGACCACCGAGUGGCUGUGGUUCUAUAAGGGAGACCGGGGGGGUUGGGUGGAGUACGGGAAGCCGGAUGAAAAGCAGCGGACCACCUCAGAGACCUCGAGGACCCUGGAGGAGAGGUUUCUGUCGGACAGUUCGGCGGAGGUCAGGGUGGUGAAGGGCCACAGAGAGUACGUCCUCAGCUUCAGAGACAUGUACCAGAGGAACCUGAAGCACAACACCAGGCGGAGGGUCCGGCGGCGGCCUCGCCUCAUCUCCGAGCCGCAGGAAGUCCCUGCGGACCGGACCUGAACCAGGGCCUCAUCUUAGUCCCAUAUAUACGUUAUAUCAUACUCAGCGGGCUCCUGUUGGAAGAGGCCGGUCCCGGCGCCGGAAGCGAGUUCCUCGGAGGAGGUUCUGAUCCUCAGAGGAGGUCCUGAUCCUCUCGAGACACCGACAAAUACAGUCUUCUCGAUUAUUUAAAUCAAUCAAAAAUAGUGCAUUCUGGGAAUAAAAAGGGCGGACCUAAACGUGAACAACGUUUAUAAAGACGUACGCUGCCUUCUGUCUGUCACUCCUUUAUUUUCAUCUCUUUUUAUAAAUCUGCAGCCUUUGAUGAGAAUGGACUUCCAGAGGUCCAGUUCAUCCUCAGAGAUUUAAGCAGAAAAUAAACUUCAGUGUGGAUCAAAACAAAA